UCAGUCCCCAAGUCUACAAAACCUUAGAGCCAGAAGAACAUGGUACCUGAUUAUGCGCGAGCAGCUAUGCAGGCAGCUCGCAACCGCGCAUCCGCAUCCCCCACCAGCCAUGGAGGUUUCUCUGGCUUCAACAGCGAGUUUCAGUCGGAUCCUGGGUUCUCUUGGACUUCCACCUAUACACCUCGUUCCCGUGUGGUCAACAAGAAGGUAAGAAGCUCAAGAUCAAUCUGGGGAAAAGCUGCAGCAAUUGCAGGGUCAUGCGCAAACUGCUUCGCUCCUCCUCGGUCUGAAAUCAACGAAGCGCAUGAGAACCCACCAAUCAAUGGCCAGGAUGUGUCUAUCAGUCCCAUCUCCAGAAUAUCAUCAACAAGUAGCACAAGCAAUAAUAUAUCCAGACAGAGAGGCGAUAGCAGCCAAACAAAGGCAUGGCAAGAACAAUUGUCAUUUCAGGAAAUUUGCAUCGCUACUUCAAACUUUCGUGAGCAAAACAAAAUUGGAUUAGGUAAUUUUGGCACUGUGUAUAAGGCAAAGCUCAGGGAUGGAUCCAUCAUAGCUGUAAAGCGGGCUACUAAGAACAUUCAAGACGGGCACCUAUCUGCAGAGUUUAGGAGUGAAAUCCAGAUGUUAUCAAAGGUCGAGCAUUUGAACUUGGUGAAGUUUCUUGGGUACGUGGAAUACGACGAUGAACACCUAAUUCUGGUUGAGUAUGUAAAUAAUGGAACACUCCGUCAACACUUGGAUGGAUCACAAGGGGAACCAUUGGAAUUUGCACAGCGUCUCAACAUUGCUAUUGACACAGUUCAUGCCGUUGCCUACUUACAUGGUUAUACAGAUCAUCCAAUCAUCCACCGUGACAUCAAGUCAUCCAACAUUCUCCUAACAGAGCAUCUGCGAGCAAAGGUUGCCGAUUUUGGCUUCGCACGCCUAGCCCCCGAAAACCCAGAAGCGACCCACGUCUCAACGCUAGUGAAGGGGACAGCCGGAUAUGUGGAUCCUGAGUACCUGCGCACGAACCAGCUCACCGACCGCAGCGACGUCUACUCCUUCGGCGUCCUCCUUGUCGAGCUCAUCACGGGCCGACGUCCUAUCGAGCGCGGCCGCGGCCGCAGGCGCCACCAACGCCUCACAACCGAAUGGGCGCUGCGCAAGUGCAGGGAGGGCGACGCGGUGGUGGUGAUGGACCCCCGGAUGCGGCGGACCAGCGCGGUGGUGGCGGCGGUGGAGAAGGUGAUGGCGCUGGCGGCGGAAUGCACGGCUCCGGAGCUCGCGGCGCGGCCGGCGAUGCGGCGGUGCGCCGAGGUGCUCUGGUCCGUGAGACGCGACUUGCAGCAGAAGCAGCAGCGGGCGGCGGCCGCGGCCGCGGCCGCGAGCGCAGGAGCGAGGCGGCGCGAUGGCUCGACGUACGCACCGCCGUCGGCUACGAGUUUGAGGCAGGAGAGGUUCGAGAACUCGAGAUGAUCUGUGGGCUGCGUGCGGCACGAUGGUAAUUUGAAAUUAGUGCCAACUGUAAAUUCUGGUCGACUUGCCGAAACAGAGUACCGUGUCACUGUUUUACUGUUUGAAUUCUCCUAAAUGGCAAUUGGUUAUGCUUUCGCAAAUGUAUAAUUUAGUUCGUCUUAGUACGAGUAUAUAAUUUUGAAACAGUUCGGCCACUCUUAAUGGUUGUUUCCAAGAGUGAAACAUAUGUAAAAGAGCAAUUUAAUUGAUGAUUGGAAUUUUGGAAUA
Panicum virgatum (switchgrass) is the source of this 1725-nucleotide messenger RNA. RefSeq names its product calmodulin-binding receptor-like cytoplasmic kinase 2. The coding region runs from base 40 to 1458 and encodes 472 amino acids. Gene Ontology annotation, molecular function: ATP binding; protein kinase activity. The record is from RefSeq and is a predicted model, not a curated record. Gene Ontology annotation, biological process: protein phosphorylation. Lineage: Eukaryota; Viridiplantae; Streptophyta; Magnoliopsida; Poales; Poaceae. The transcript is spliced from 6 exons.